This is a messenger RNA of Sabethes cyaneus, 3101 nucleotides long. It is a transcript of the gene Lon, whose product is annotated as lon protease homolog, mitochondrial. Gene Ontology annotation, cellular component: mitochondrial matrix. The transcript has 8 exons. The record is from RefSeq and is a predicted model, not a curated record. Gene Ontology annotation, molecular function: ATP hydrolysis activity; ATP-dependent peptidase activity; serine-type endopeptidase activity. The coding region runs from base 94 to 2985 and encodes 963 amino acids. NCBI's taxonomy places the organism in Eukaryota, Metazoa, Arthropoda, Insecta, Diptera, Culicidae. Gene Ontology annotation, biological process: chaperone-mediated protein complex assembly; protein quality control for misfolded or incompletely synthesized proteins; mitochondrion organization.
UUAUCAGUUUAUAUUCUAGUGAUUUCUGAUGUAAUGUUCGAGAUAGAUUUACCCGAAAUAAAGUUCUGUGCCUCCUAGUUACUUCCGUGAAAAAUGAAUCGACUUAUUGGUGCUCUAAGUCGAAAAGCAGAAUGCGUUAAGUAUAUUUCCGGUACAUUUAAAGAAAGUUUAUUUUCGAAAAAUACCGGAAUUGCGGUAAGAAACGUAUCGAGUUUGUGUCUAGGACGUAACCCGUCAAUGCACCAAGCAUGCAUCUUGCGAAGAACCGUUUCAUAUUCGGUAAACAUUGUUAGCUCUAGAACCUUCUCCAGUAAACGUGAUCAGGAUGAUGAUGAACAAGAUGCAGACUCAGAGCCGGUUUCUUUUCCCAGUCAACUUCCUGCGACAGUUGCUAUACCGGAGGUUUGGCCUCAUUUACCGGUGAUAGCCGCCAAACGCAAUCCAGUAUUUCCACGAUUUAUGAAAAUUUUAGAGAUUACUAACCCCAUGUUAAUUGAUCUGAUUAGAAGAAAAGUAAAAUUGAACCAGCCGUAUGCCGGAAUCUUCUUGAAAAAGGAUGAUGAUAAUCCAAGCGAGGUAGUCAAUAAUCUUUCAGAUAUUUAUAAUGUGGGGACAUUCGCACAGAUACAGGAAAUGCAGGAUCUCGGAGACAAGUUACGUCUUGUAGUAAUCGCACAUCGACGCAUCAAAGUAGUUGGGCAACUGUAUGAAGAUCUUGACGCAACUCAGGAUGACAAACAAAUGACAAUAAAAUAUCCGUUAUCUAAAACGCAAAUGCAUGUCACAGUGGAUGAGAGCGAUGCAGAAAAACGACGACGUAAACACAAAAAUCGAAACAAAGUUGUGAGAAAUACUAACAAUGACAGUACAGUGGAUGGACAACCAAUCGCAGAGCUACCGAAAGGUCGCUUGCUGAAAGAAGGUGAGCAACAGCCUGUUUUGAUGGUGGAAGUCGAGAAUAUUAAACAUGAAGCUUUUAAGCAUACCGAGGAAGUAAAAGCUCUUACCCAAGAAGUAAUUAAAACAAUUCGGGAUAUAAUAACGAUGAACCCUCUUUAUAGAGAGAGCUUGCAGCAAAUGUUGCAACAAAACCAGCGUGUUGUUGAUAACCCAAUAUAUUUGUGUGAUCUCGGCGCUUCUUUAUCUGCUGCGGAUCCACCUGAGCUUCAGGAAAUUUUGGAAGAAAUGGAUAUCCCGAAGCGGCUUAUGUUGUCACUGUCCUUAUUGAAAAAGGAACUCGAAUUGUCAAAGCUACAAGCAAAAAUCGGACGCGAAGUAGAGGAAAAGGUGAAACAGCAACACCGCAAAUAUAUUCUACAGGAACAACUUAAAGUAAUCAAAAAGGAGUUAGGCAUUGAAAAAGAGGAUAAAGACGCAAUUGGAGAAAAAUACCGCGAGCGGAUUAAAGAUAAAAUUGUUCCUAAAGCGGUAGCUGAUGUGAUCGAAGAAGAGUUGAACAAGCUAAAUUUCUUGGAAAGCCACAGCUCCGAAUUUAACGUUACUCGCAAUUAUCUCGAUUGGUUAACUACAUUGCCGUGGGGAGUUACGAGCGAAGAAAAUCUUGAUAUUGAUCGGGCAACUGAAAUUCUGGACGCAGAUCAUUACGGUAUGGAGGAUAUUAAGAAGCGAAUUCUUGAAUUUAUCGCUGUAAGCCAGUUGAAAGGAACAACUCAAGGAAAGAUAAUCUGUUUCCAUGGGCCACCUGGAGUAGGGAAAACUAGUAUUGCGCGUUCAAUUGCGAGCGCUCUAAAUCGGGAGUAUUUCCGGUUCAGUGUUGGUGGAAUGACUGAUGUGGCCGAAAUCAAAGGACAUCGAAGGACAUACGUAGGUGCAAUGCCAGGCAAGCUAAUUCAAUGUUUAAAGAAGACUAAAACCGAAAACCCAUUAGUUUUGAUUGACGAAGUCGACAAAAUUGGCAAGGGUUAUCAGGGUGAUCCCAGUUCUGCAUUGCUGGAGCUUUUGGAUCCCGAACAAAACGUAAAUUUCCUUGAUCAUUACCUUGAUGUACCAGUAGAUUUAUCGAAAGUUUUAUUCAUUUGCACUGCCAACGUGGUUGAUACAAUACCAGAACCGUUAAGAGAUCGCAUGGAAAUGAUCGACAUGUCCGGCUACGUCGCUGAGGAAAAACUGGCAAUUGCGAAACAAUACCUCAUACCACAGGCCAAAAAAGAUUGCGGCUUGGAGGAUAAACACAUCAAUAUUACCGAUGACGCAUUAAACAUGCUGAUUCGCAGUUACUGCCGAGAGUCAGGAGUACGUAAUCUUCAAAAACAAAUAGAGAAGAUUAUUCGAAAAGUUACGUAUAAAGUUGUUCGAAAAGAACUCGAAACAGCGGAGAUAACCGAUAAAAAUGUCGGUGAGUUAUUGGGAAAACCCAUUUUUACGCACGACCGUAUGUAUGAAACAACACCUCCUGGUGUCGUCAUGGGUCUUGCCUGGACCGCUAUGGGUGGCUCAGCGCUUUACAUUGAGACUGCAAAACGUAAAUUGAACGAAAUUUCAAAAAAAGAUGGUCUAGGGGAUGGAACACUGGAACUGACGGGGCAUUUAGGGGACGUAAUGAAAGAAUCAGCUCGAAUAGCUCUCACAGUGGCACGAAACUUCAUAAAGCAGGAGGAUAAAACUAAUGAUUUUCUUGAAACCAGUCACAUCCAUCUACACGUUCCAGAAGGAGCCACGCCAAAGGAUGGUCCCAGCGCCGGGGUAACAAUAGUAACCGCCUUACUCUCACUAGCGAAGGAAACUGCCAUUCGACAAAAUGUAGCGAUGACCGGUGAAAUUUCCUUGAUGGGAAAAGUACUUCCUGUUGGUGGAAUUAAGGAGAAAACUAUUGCCGCGAAACGUAGCGGUGUAAAUUGCAUAAUUCUUCCUGAGGAAAAUAAGAAAGAUUACACCGAUUUGCCUAAAUUUAUAACCGAUGGUCUGGAGGUACAUUUUGUCGAUCAUUACUCGGAUGUAUACUCCAUUGUGUUCGCGAAAGUAUAAUAAAGAUAGGUAAGGACUGCUGCAUCAGUGAAGUAAGCUAAUCUUUAAUUCAACUUAAUUAGUACCUUGAGCUAGAUAUCCUGUAGAUAUACAAAUAUAAGCAUUUUUGUUGAAUA